AUGUCGCAUCUGAUAUAUAGCAAUUACGAGGGUUUUGGCGAACGUGCCAGCAAAGACACGCACUGUAGCCAGGCUGUUAGGAUUGGAGACUUCAUUGAGAUUUCGGGACAAGGCGGUUGGGAUCGCAUAACGGAAAAGAUUCCGAAAGAAAUGGAGAAGCAACUCGCUCAGGCGUUCGAAAACGUUGAGCAUACGCUGAAGGAAGCUGGCGGCAAAGGCUGGGAACAGGUCUACAAGAUUCGUGCCUAUUUCGCUCCCCUGGAUAUGUCAGAAGUUGGCACCUUCAUUGAGCUCCUGCGGAAGUAUUGUCCCAACCAUCAGCCGGCUAUGACAGCCAUCGGGGUAGAGAAGUUGGCAUUUGAGAACAUGCGUGUCGAGAUCGAAGUCUCCGCUCACCUUGGAUCCUGA
This is a messenger RNA of Exophiala aquamarina CBS 119918, 408 nucleotides long. RefSeq lists its product as uncharacterized. The coding region runs from base 1 to 408 and encodes 135 amino acids. Gene Ontology annotation, cellular component: cytosol. The record is from RefSeq and is a predicted model, not a curated record. The transcript is spliced from 2 exons. Gene Ontology annotation, molecular function: deaminase activity. Lineage: Eukaryota; Fungi; Ascomycota; Eurotiomycetes; Chaetothyriales; Herpotrichiellaceae.